CAGCUUUCGAAAACCGAUAUCUUUCUACCCAUGUAUUGAAUAUAUAAAUUUAACAAGAAUUUUGAUUAGUUCAACUUUUGUAAUUAACCUAGAAAUUUUAUUUUUUUCAAAAACUAUACUAAUGUCGAGCUAUUUAAAGACCUCUGCCCAACGCUGGGCUAGACUUGGAAUAUCAUCCAAAUUUCCUAGACAAAUAAGUUCUACAGCUAGAUGUCUAACAAAUCACCCUGUACAAAUUACCAAUUUGAAAGAUGGCCCAGGUUUACGUGACUUUAUCAAUGUCACUAGAAAAAAUACAACACAGCUUAAUGAAGAACUCAAUAUACCAUACCUUGACGAGCCUAUAAAAACAUACGGUGAAAACAGAAAAGUAUUUCUUGAAACUUAUGGUUGCCAAAUGAAUGUAAACGAUACAGAAGUAGUAUGGUCUAUACUAAAAAAUAAUGGAUUUCAAAAAACAGAUGAAAUCAAAUUGGCUGAUGUAAUAUUAGUGGUAACCUGUGCCGUUAGAGAAGGUGCAGAAACUAAGAUAUGGAACCGUAUACAACAUUUAGGUGCUAUGAAGAAAAACAGGAGUCAUAAAAGCCCUUUGCAAAUUGGAAUUCUUGGUUGCAUGGCUGAACGUUUAAAAACACAAUUAUUAGAAAAAGAACAAUGUAUAGAUAUUGUGGCUGGUCCUGAUAGUUACAGAGAUUUACCUCGGUUAUUAGCUAUAACAAGAAAUGGACCUAGAGCUGCAAAUGUUUUGCUUUCAUUGGAUGAGACUUAUGCUGAUAUUAUGCCCGUUCGCUUAAAUGAAGGAGCAGUUUCAGCUUUUGUGUCUAUAAUGAGAGGUUGUGAUAACAUGUGUUCAUACUGUAUAGUACCAUUUACCAGAGGAAGGGAACGGUCACGAGACAUAAGUUCUAUUAUUCAAGAAGUUCUUCAUUUGCAUGAUACAGGCGUUAAAGAAAUAACUUUAUUAGGACAAAAUGUGAAUAGUUACCGUGAUUUAAGUUCUGGUCCAUCCAUGUUAAAUGCGGAUCAGACAACACAUUUAUCCAAUCCAGGCUUUCGUACUGUGUACAAAAACAAAGUUGGAGGUCAGAGAUUCGCUGAUUUGCUCCACAAAUUGGCUCAUGAAGUUCCAGAAAUGAGAAUUAGGUUUACUUCGCCUCACCCAAAAGAUUUCCCAGAUGAGGUUUUGCAAGUUAUAAAGGAAAAUAAAAAUAUCUGUAAAUCUUUACAUCUGCCUGCGCAGUCAGGAAGCUCCAAGGUGUUAGAAAGAAUGCGAAGAGGAUAUACUAGAGAAGCUUACCUGGAAUUGGUUUCACACAUAAGAAGUAUCAUACCUGAUAUUGCGCUAACGAGUGAUUUUAUCUGUGGUUUCUGUGGUGAAACUGAAGAGGAUUUUCAAGAAACGCUCACGCUCAUGAAGAAUGUAAAAUAUCAUGUGGCUUAUCUAUUCGCUUAUAGCAUGAGAGAGAAAACAACAGCUCAUAGAAGAUACACAGAUGAUGUUCCAGAGGAAAUCAAAGCAAGACGUUUACGUGACAUGAUUAAAGUAUAUAGAGAAGAUGCUGAAAUACUUCUUAAGAAAGAUAUUGGAAAACAUCAGCUCAUACUGAUAGAAGGGAUUAGUAAAAGAUCACCUAACGAUUAUUAUGGUCGGAAUGAUCAAAAUAUUAAGGUUAUAAUUCCUAAUAAAUUGAUACACCAGAGUAAAGAAGAAUAUAUAAAUCAUAAACAUGACAUGUCAUUAAGAGAAACAAAAAUUGGAGAUUUUGUUGCAGUCCAGAUAAAAGAAGCCAAUUCUCAAAUAUUGAAAGCAGUUCCUUUAUAUCAUUCUACCAUUAAUCAGUUUUAUUCUACGUAA
Messenger RNA from Ctenocephalides felis (cat flea), 1855 nucleotides. RefSeq names its product CDK5RAP1-like protein. Gene Ontology annotation, biological process: negative regulation of cyclin-dependent protein serine/threonine kinase activity; tRNA modification. The record is from RefSeq and is a predicted model, not a curated record. Gene Ontology annotation, molecular function: 4 iron, 4 sulfur cluster binding; tRNA-2-methylthio-N(6)-dimethylallyladenosine(37) synthase activity. Bases 122 to 1855 code for a protein of 577 amino acids. NCBI's taxonomy places the organism in Eukaryota, Metazoa, Arthropoda, Insecta, Siphonaptera, Pulicidae. The transcript has 10 exons. Gene Ontology annotation, cellular component: mitochondrion; cytosol.